GCGCGGGCAAUGGUUUCGCUUUUUAUAAAGUCUCCAUAGUUUUCCCCCUCAAAACCCUCUCGCUUUCUGUUUUUCUUUUUCUCUCUAAUGGCUGCAUUUCAUCUCAGGCAUGACACAUGCCUGCACUUUUAGAGUUUCCAAGUCUGAAUUUUGGAGUUUUGGCCGUGAGGAGGUCAUUGAAUUUGGGAUUGAAUAUUUCGUGCAAGCGUUCAGUUAGGUCAAUUAGAAUGGAGAAUGGUAAUAAUUGUAACCUGAUGGGUGCAAGCAAUGAAUCUAGAGGUGCCUUGGUAGUUUUUGAAGGAUUGGAUCGUAGUGGUAAAACUUCACAAUGUGGGAAGCUGCUUUCGUAUUUAGAGGGUCUGGGGCAUUCAGUCGAGUUAUGGCGAUUCCCCGACAGAACUACAAGCGUUGGGCAGAUGAUAUCGGCAUAUCUGACUAAUAAAUCCCAGUUGGAUGACCACACGAUCCAUCUACUUUUCAGUGCAAAUCGGUGGGAGAAGAGAUCAAUGAUGGAAGCGAAACUGAAAGCUGGAACCACCCUUAUAGUAGACCGUUACUCUUAUUCUGGAGUCGCUUUCUCAUCUGCUAAAGGACUUGAUUUCGAAUGGUGUAAGGCACCAGAGAAUGGGCUAAUAGCUCCAGAUCUGGUAGUGUACCUCGAUAUACCGCCCGAGAAAGCUGCAGAAAGAGGAGGCUACGGAGGUGAGAGAUACGAGCAGCUCGAGUUUCAAAAGAAAGUUGCACAACACUAUAAGCUUCUUGAAGAUUCUUCAUGGAAGAUGAUAGAUGCUUCCCAAUGCAUAGAAGAUGUGGAGAAACAAGUGGAGGAGAUCGUAUUGGAACAUGUCGUGACUUGUCAGAAAGGGAAGCCUCUUUCAUCCCUCUGGUCUUGCUAGUUUAUCUAUUAUCAUUCUCUCUUCCCUUCUUUUCCAACUGAAGAGAUGCAAAACUUGCAUGUGGCAAGCUUGGCAAAGAACUUAAUACUGUAUAACCUUAAAUUGCUGCUUGUGUCUUAAGUGUUGUAGAUUUCAGUUCAGUAUCUUACUAUGUCUUCAAAAAAUAUACCUCUCAACUCUUGUUUUAGAGUAGUGUGUUCUUAUUUAUGCUUUGGUUAUUGUUUCGUGUUGUGUGACCAAAACAAUUAUAUUGCUAAUUUAUGAAUGUUGAUUUGUUAAA
Messenger RNA from Gossypium raimondii (Peruvian cotton), 1176 nucleotides. RefSeq names its product thymidylate kinase. NCBI's taxonomy places the organism in Eukaryota, Viridiplantae, Streptophyta, Magnoliopsida, Malvales, Malvaceae. The record is from RefSeq and is a predicted model, not a curated record. Gene Ontology annotation, cellular component: cytosol; mitochondrion; cytoplasm. The coding region runs from base 117 to 896 and encodes 259 amino acids. The transcript is spliced from 7 exons. Gene Ontology annotation, molecular function: ATP binding; dTMP kinase activity. Gene Ontology annotation, biological process: dUDP biosynthetic process; dTTP biosynthetic process; dTDP biosynthetic process.